CACGAUCCCCAUUUAAUGUCGUUUUUGAAAAAAACUAAUGGGAAACAGAACAGAAACAGUAGCUCGCAUUUUGUCAAGCAAAGAAAAUGGUGCAGACGCAAUGUCCUCGAAGAUAGUUCUAGAUUCUCUCUUGGCAUGAACUUAACUAAAGUUAAAGAUGUUAGCAUGACAACGCCACUUUCGACACCUCAGGAAAAGAAAAAGCCUCAAUCACCUGCAGCGACGAGUGAUAUCGCCCAAAAGGAGGCCAAUCAAUUAACAGAACUGCAUCAAAUGACUAUGCAUUUGGAAAUUAGACUAGAAACUGUGGUUUCUGGAAGCCCUCUUAUCAGCUUACAAUCCGAUUUGAAAGAAAGAGGGCAAGUAUCGAACAGUCAGAUUAGUAUUAACUUCUUGGAUCAUAAGUUACAAAGUUUUUCUUGUGAUUCUAAUUAUUAAUAAUUAUUAUUUGGUUUUAUUUUUUGGCUGCUUGUCGAAUGGUUUUGGGAAAAAAUGUUGAAAAAGUCAUGAAAAUAAACUAUU
Messenger RNA from Glossina fuscipes, 522 nucleotides. RefSeq lists its product as uncharacterized. Bases 16 to 438 code for a protein of 140 amino acids. The record is from RefSeq and is a predicted model, not a curated record. NCBI's taxonomy places the organism in Eukaryota, Metazoa, Arthropoda, Insecta, Diptera, Glossinidae. The transcript has 2 exons.